AUGUCGCAGUUUGUCGCCUACGCGGGCCUGCUCGGCACGGCGUCCGCCUGCGUGUACAUUGGCAGCUACUGUGCGCUGCACACGCCAAUCAAGACGCGCGAGCUGCGCAAGGCCGCAGGGAAGGAUGUAAAUGAGGACGAGGAGGAGGGGCAGUCGCAGAGCCUCUCGUCCGGCAAUGCGUACAUCUUUCCCGUGAUUGGCAGCGCGGUGCUCUUUUCGCUCUACCUCGCGUUCAAGUACUUUGACAAGGCAAUGAUCAACACGAUGCUCUCGGCGUACUUUGCAUUUGCGGGCGCGCUCGCGAUCCCUGUCGCCGCCGAGCACCUGAUCAAGAUGGCCAACGGAGGAAAGGUGGGGGGGUACGAGGCGCUCCUCCUCCGCGUGCGCAUUCCCAACCCUUUUGCAAAGAAGGCGCUCGAGGUGAAGAAGAGCGACAAGCCGGCACCGCCAAUCACCGACGCAAACGUGCCGGGGACAGCGCCGCCCGUGUCGUCCAACGCGAUCACCAUCGACCUGCUCGGCCUCGUCCUGAUGGGCAUCUACCUGUACUCGCGCCACUGGAUGCUCACAAACAUUGUCGCGGUGUGCUUUGCGAUCCAGGGGAUCAUGCUCAUCACGCUCGACUCGUUCAGCACGGGCUACAUCCUGCUCGCCGGCCUCUUUUUCUACGACAUCUUUUGGGUGUUUGGCAGCGCGAAGCUCGUCCGCAGCGGGCCUUCGGUUAUGGUCUCGGUCGCGACCAACUUUGAUGGACCGAUCAAGAUCCUCUGCCCAAAGAACCUGCUCGAAGUCGCCUCGGCCUACUUGGGCGGCCGCACCGUGCCGAGCCUCGCUUUUGCGCUGCUCGGCCUCGGCGACAUUGUCAUCCCGGGCGUGUUUGUCGCUCUCGCCCUGCGUUUCGACCAGAAGCACGCCUCGGAAAGUCAGCCGUCGCUGGGUUUCACGCGCUUCUACUACCGCUUUGCCAAGCCCUACUUUACGACGUGCCUCGCGGCGUACGUCGGCGGCCUGGUCUUCACCAUGGCCGUGAUGCACGUGUUUGGCGCCGCCCAGCCCGCACUCCUGUACCUCUCGCCGGCAUGCUCGCUGUCGGUCGUGUUCCUUGCAAUCGCACGCAAGGAGCUCAAGGAGCAGUGGAACUGGGUCGACAAGACCACCGAGCCCACGCCGCCGGAGAAGGAGAAAAAGGCCAACUGA
Molecule: messenger RNA, 1197 nt
Organism: Malassezia japonica
Lineage: Eukaryota; Fungi; Basidiomycota; Malasseziomycetes; Malasseziales; Malasseziaceae
Exons: 1
Coding region: 1-1197 (398 amino acids)
Biological process (GO): membrane protein proteolysis
Cellular component (GO): cytoplasmic side of endoplasmic reticulum membrane; membrane; lumenal side of endoplasmic reticulum membrane
Molecular function (GO): aspartic endopeptidase activity, intramembrane cleaving
Source: RefSeq, a predicted model, not a curated record